AUGACCAGCAGCACGACAACAGCCACCACCGCAACUACUGACCGCCACGUUCUCACACAACAGCCGAGCGCUCGAACAUCAGACACCCCGACAAAACAGCAGGGCCUGACCGCCAUCAUGGCCCCGGCUGAAACAACGGCAAUACCAGAACCUCCAUCUUGGUCAGCAUCCUCGGAGUUCGACGAUUCACGUCACUCAGCUGAUCGUGCAGAUAUCAACACUCGCGAGACUGCAGAUGCAGCAGGCGGAUGGGCAGCAGCAACCAAUGACAAGAACCAAUGGCUGAUGAGGGACCUUAGCGACGUGAGCGACAUCACCGGCGUCAUCACCAAAGGCAGGAACUACAGCCCUGAUUGGCCACGGGGCAUACAUGAUCAAUACGUCACAUCCUACAUCAUUUCAUACGGCAAUGAAACCAGUGUUGAGACGUUCUACACCGAUGCUGAUGGGAAAGUUACUGUUUUUCCGGCGAAUGGCGACAGAGACACGGCUGUCUACAACGACUUCAGUGGCCGCAUAACUGCGCGCUUCAUCAAAAUCCAUCCGCAAACAUGGCAUGGGCAUAUCUCCAUGCGGGCGAAGAUUGUGACAGUGAUGCCUCGGACACAUUUGUUGGGCCCUGCGGCAGAUUUCACCGGGACAAACCCUCCCACGUGGCCCCGGAAAACCAAAGUCAUGACCGGCAGCACGACAACAGCCACCACCGCAACUACUGACCGCCACGUUCUCACACAACAGCCGAGCGCUCGAACAUCAGACACCCCGACAAAACAGCAGGGCCUGACCGCCAUCAUGGCCCCGGCUGAAACAACGGCAAUACCAGAACCUCCAUCUUGGUCAGCAUCCUCGGAGUUCGAUUCACGUCACUCAGCUGAUCGUGCAGAUAUCAACACUCGCGAGACUGCAGAUGCACAAGGGGGAUGGUCAGCAGCAACCAAUAACAAGGACCAAUGGCUGAUGAGGGACCUUGGUGACGUUACCGACAUCACCGGCGUCAUCACCAAAGGCAGGAACUCCGGCAAAUAUGACCAAUACGUCACAUCCUACAUCAUUUCGUACGGCAAUGAAAACGGUGAUGAGACGUUCUAUACCGAUGCUGAUGGGAAAGUUACUGUUUUUCCGGCGAAUGACGACAGAGACACGGCGGUCAACAACGACUUCAGAGACUUUAGUGGCCGAAUAACUGCGCGCUUCGUCAAAAUCCAUCCGCAAACAUGGCAUGUGCACAUCUCCAUGCGGGCAAAGAUUGUGACAGGGGGUGAUAUUGUAACGGCCGAUCGGAUGGUCAUCUACAUCGACACGCCCGGAAACAACGUGCUGUGCUCCUGCCCUGCUGGACAAUCUCUUAGUGAAGAUGGCACCCGGUGUGAAGAUGCUGACACAGAAACUGCCUUUGCCUGUGAGUGGAGCACCCUACAGCUGUCUUGCUCGGACGGAGAGAAGCUUUUGAUCGUGGACGCCAACUACGGCCGCACGUCCGCCACACAUCCCUGCUCUAACUUUCCCACCAAAUGCCGCACACACAAUUACAAGAGCCUGGCUGUCGUGAGGGCCGCCUGUCAGGGCAAUCAGCAGUGCAGGGUGACAGCGAGCAAUUACGUUUUCGGUGACCCCUGUAAGGGUGUGGGGAAGUACUUGGAGGUAUCAUACAGCUGUAUCAGAGACUAA
Branchiostoma belcheri (Belcher's lancelet) is the source of this 1668-nucleotide messenger RNA. RefSeq names its product hemocytin-like. Bases 1 to 1668 code for a protein of 555 amino acids. The transcript is spliced from 9 exons. NCBI's taxonomy places the organism in Eukaryota, Metazoa, Chordata, Leptocardii, Amphioxiformes, Branchiostomatidae. Gene Ontology annotation, molecular function: carbohydrate binding. The record is from RefSeq and is a predicted model, not a curated record.